Lingula anatina is the source of this 1448-nucleotide messenger RNA. RefSeq names its product GPI-anchor transamidase component PIGU. The record is from RefSeq and is a predicted model, not a curated record. Lineage: Eukaryota; Metazoa; Brachiopoda; Lingulata; Lingulida; Lingulidae. Gene Ontology annotation, cellular component: membrane; GPI-anchor transamidase complex. Gene Ontology annotation, biological process: attachment of GPI anchor to protein.
UGGAUGAUAAGGUUUAAACUCUAGAUACACGCUUGUGUCACAAGAUUAGUGGUUUGAUAUUUCGCUUUAUUUAUCUUGAAUGAUUGGGCUCGUCUUGUUUACGAGAUUAUUUUCAAGAUGGCAGCGCCCAUCCUGUCAACAUUGUUCUUCGGAUUUGUUAUAAGAAUUUACUUGUUUAAUACCCCGAUCGCAAAAUGGUGCGCUGGGAACAAUGAAAUCACAACACCAAUUACGUCAUGGAAGAGGGUGACAGAAGGUCUUUCAUUGUACAACAGUGGUAUAUCGCCAUAUGCGGGAGAUAUAUUUCAUGAGACACCUCUGAUUUUGAAGUUUUUCAACUACACCGUGAAGAAAAUGCCUGGGCUUGUUGACCUAAUUUUUGUACUAACAGAUAUUUUGACAGCUUUUGUUCUGGAAAGGUCAGUGAAGUUUAUCAGUCAGUACAUGGCUUUACAACAGCACAAACGUGAGAGACAAUUUGCCAAAGAUGCAGAAAAAAUUAAGAUCAGCUUUGAUGACUUGAUGUGGAGGAGGGUGUACGUUGUACUGGCGUACCUGUUCAAUCCAUACACUAUUGCUACUUGCCUGGCAAAGUCCACAGCUGUAUUUAAUAACCUGGCCAUGGCAGGGACGCUGCUUUUCUCCAUCAAAGCCCGACCUAACAGAAGAGUUGCCAUGUUUUGCCUGGCCAUUGCAGCAUACCAGUCUCUGUAUCCGGUGAUGUUGCUGGCCCCAGCCGCAAUUUGCUUUGUGCAGAAUGACCUUGGUUUUAAAUUCAAAUGGACCAGUCUUAUAGCCAUCAAGUCAGUGGCCAGGACGUGUGGUUGGUUCGCGUUGUGGAUGUCUGGUUUACUACUCUGGUCAUUUUGGAUAGAGAAGUCAUGGAAUUUCUUAUAUUCCACUUACGGCUUUGUACUGACUGUCCCAGAUCUUACACCCAAUGUUGGAUUGUUCUGGUACUUCUUCACAGAGAUGUUCGAACACUUUCGUCUCUUCUUCGUCUGCGUCUUUCAGAUUAAUGCAUUUAUUUACACUGUGCCCCUGAGCAUCAAGCUCAAGGACCACCCAGUGUUUUUGAUGUACAUUUUGAUGAGUAUAAUAGCUGUGUUUAAAUCUUAUCCAUCCUAUGGGGACACAACACUAUAUAUAGCCCUUUUACCUGUAUGGUAUUUUACAUUUGAGUUUCAAAGGAACAGCUUUGUGAUUGGCUGUAUGUACAUCAGCACAACGGUGCUGGCACCUAUACUUUAUUACCUGUGGAUUUAUGCAGGAAGUGCAAAUGCCAACUUUUACUUUGCUGUCACGUUAGUGUAUAACACUGCUCAAAUUUUCUUGAUCACAGACAUCUUGUUUGCAUUCCUUAAAAGAGAAUAUCACCUGAUUCAUGGACUUAAACCCAAAGAUUAUGAUGGCAAACCAGGAGUAGUGCAGCUAGAGUAAAAAAAAAA